AUGCCGUCUUAUUCGGGGAAGUAUCAGAAGAAGAAGAGAGCUAUUCCGAAAUUGAGUGGGCGGCCUUAUAUCAUGAAGUUCUUCCCCCGCGACGAUCUUUGGGAGGUCAUUCAGCCGAACUUCAAGGCUGGUGCAGCGGUGGAUGGGUUCGUUGCGCAGAUGGUGCGGCCCCCGCUUAAGCGUGGAUUCGAGGAUGAUGACGAGGAAGAUGAAGAUAUCGGGAAGCGGCGGAAGACGGGCGAUGAGGAUGACGAGGGUGGUGAGAAUGAUGAUCUCCUGGAGCCAGACGAUGAACAGGCUGAGGAGGAGAUCAUGGACGAUGACUUUGAGGAUGACGAUGAUGAGAUGGGUGGCGAUUAUAACGCUGAGCAGUACUUCGAUGGCGGUGAUGAUGAGUAUGGGGAUGAUGGAUUCGGGGAUGGUGGUGGCGGCGGUGACGAGGAUACUUAUUAA
Molecule: messenger RNA, 453 nt
Organism: Aspergillus oryzae RIB40
Lineage: Eukaryota; Fungi; Ascomycota; Eurotiomycetes; Eurotiales; Aspergillaceae
Product: DNA-directed RNA polymerase III subunit C31
Exons: 2
Coding region: 1-453 (150 amino acids)
Biological process (GO): transcription by RNA polymerase III
Source: RefSeq, a predicted model, not a curated record